Macrosiphum euphorbiae (potato aphid) is the source of this 2019-nucleotide messenger RNA. The record is from the annotation of a GenBank genome assembly. NCBI's taxonomy places the organism in Eukaryota, Metazoa, Arthropoda, Insecta, Hemiptera, Aphididae.
AUGCCCAGAAAUGCUGUUCAAAUUGUUGUUGAUGGUAUGGAAACAGUACUUUCAGAAGGUAUUGGUGUUUUUGUAAAAAGUAGUGCACAGAAAUUGUUGUCUGAAGGCAAAAUGUCAAAAGAAUGUUUUGGUUCUUUUAUUAAUGUUGUAAAAGAUAUUGAAAGUGCAUUAAACAAUUUUAAAACUGAACAUAAAAGAUUUUCAUAUUUUAAUAAGCAAGGUUCCUUUAUAGAACUAAAAGAAAUGGUUAUAGGUCAAAGACUCAAUAAAGUUGUUAAAAGUGGUAUAUCCAUUCUAGAACCUUCUAUUUGUACAGAACAAUUUAUAUCUCUGACUCUACGAAAUGUUUUAAAAAAUUUUUUUUCAUUACAAAAUGUGCUUUCUGAAACAUUAGACCAUAUGAAAACUUUAAAAUCAGAUAAUAAAGUUAUUCAAAACUUUAUUCAAGGCACAUAUUGGCAAAGCAGAGCUGUUAGUCACAAUGAUCGUGUUGUCUUUCCACUUUUUGUAUUUUUUAAUGAUUUUGAGAGUGGCAAUGCCCUUGGUAGCCAUUCUGGAAUACAUAAAUUAGGAGGAGUUUAUGUCUCAGUACCAUGUUUACCUUCUUAUCGUUCUACAGUAUUAUCUAACAUUUUUCUAGCCUUAAUUUUUCACUCUGCCGACAGGGUUGAAUUUGGAAAUAGGAUUAUUUUUCAGCCUCUAAUAGAUGAAUUAAAUUUUUUACAAGAAACUGGUAUUGAAAUAAGUACACCAGAUUAUGAAGGUAAAUUAUAUUUUGAGUUGGGGCUUAUUUUAGGUGACAACUUAGGAUUACAUUCCAUCACAGGUUUUACUGAGAGUUUCUCCUCAAACUUUCCGUGUAGAAUGUGUACAAUGAGAAAAGAACAUAUGUGGGUUCAAUGUUAUGAAUAUCAGAUUUUAUUAAGACAUACUGAGCAGUAUUAUGCUCAAUUAUCACAGAAUGAUGUGUCUGCUACUGGAGUAGAUGUCAUGCAUGUCAUGCUGGAAAGGUGUUCUAAGUAUAUUAUGAGUUUUAUUUUAAAAUACUAUAUUAAGGAAUUAAAGCUUUUUACGCUACAAGUAUUGAAUGACAGACUAUUUUGCUUUGACUAUGGACCUGAAAACAAUAAGCCGUGUGCACUAACUGAAGAUUAUAUUAAACAAGGAAAUAUUAGACAAUCUGCAUCUGAAAUAUUGACAUUAAUUAGGUACUUUGGGUUACUAGUUGGUGAUUUUGUACCCUCAGAAGAACCAGUUUGGGGUCUAUAUAUUGCUAUGCGGAGAGUUAUGGAUGUUAUAUUAUCAACAUCACUUGAAUUAGGCAGUUGUUCAAUGCUUCAGACCUUAGUUGCUGAAAUUAAUGAUCUUUAUUUAAAGUAUAGUAAAAACAGUUUAAAACCAAAAUUUCAUUUUUUAACACACUAUCACUCUUUAAUUAAAAAAAUUGGACCCGUAAUUCACCUAUGGUCUAUGAGAUAUGAAGCAAAACAUAAAGUAUCAAAAAUUUCGGCCAGGUCUUCAUUCAAUAGGCGUAAUAUUUGCAAAACUUUGGCAAUCAAACACCAACUUAAGUUGAAUGAAACAUUUAUUAAUGGUAAAUUAUGUAAUAAAAUAAAAGUAGGACCUCAAAUAGAAUUGGACUCAAUAAAACAGUAUCAAAUUCAAAAUAAACUAAAUCUGAAUAUAGGUGAAUCAUUAUUUCGAGUAAAUUGGGCUGAAGUGGGAGGAACUCGUUACAAACCUAAAACCAUAUUGACGUUAGACAUUUUAAAUGAUAAUAAUCCUCAAUUUGCUAUUGUAAAGAAUGUUUUUCUUUAUGCGCAAAACAGGGUAAUUUUUGAGUGCAACAUUUUAACAACAAUCGGCUUUGAUGAACAUUAUUACUGUUAUGAAAUAACAUUACCAGAAACCAAUAAUAUUCAUUAUGUAUUUCAGGAUUUACUCCUUUCUCAUGUAACAAAUACUUUAAAUAUUGUAUCAAAUGGAACAAAAUAUAUAACUGUAAGAAGUCCUUUUUAA